Neospora caninum is the source of this 4563-nucleotide messenger RNA. RefSeq lists its product as hypothetical. Gene Ontology annotation, cellular component: membrane; cytoplasm. Gene Ontology annotation, biological process: phosphatidylinositol-mediated signaling; phosphatidylinositol phosphate biosynthetic process. The coding region runs from base 1 to 4563 and encodes 1520 amino acids. The record is from RefSeq and is a predicted model, not a curated record. Lineage: Eukaryota; Apicomplexa; Conoidasida; Eucoccidiorida; Sarcocystidae. Gene Ontology annotation, molecular function: 1-phosphatidylinositol 4-kinase activity. The transcript has 14 exons.
AUGGCAUCACUAUCCUCGUCCACAGCAACAGAGCGUGUGAUACUGUCUUCGUCUUCUCCCUUUUCUCCCGUCCUUCCUCCUGCCGCUUCCGACGAAGCGCUCUUCUCUCCUGAGCUCUCCUGUAGCCGCCAGCCUGCGUCCCCCGCUUCGCUUCCUCGCGCGUCGCCCGAGGCGUGUGCGGCGAAAGAGUUCCCUGGAGCGCCCAACUCCACGCUGAGCAGCUCCUCUCCUCUCUCAGGGAGUCCAAGUUCCUCGAGCCUGUCGAUUCUCGACGAUGACGCAGCCGGAGUCUUAGAGGCAACAGCGGCGUUCCUCGUAGCUUCUCCGGAUUCCGACGCCCCCCGUGGCGAUUCCUCUUCCAGCACAUCUACGCCGCCGCCCCAGUGUCCCUGCCAAGAGCCUCUCAGACCGUUUCACGCGAGCGCGGUCCGUGUCGAGGAAACGAGCGACAGCAGCUCGACGGGACCCCCGAGACCCGGUCCGGGUGUCGCGGGAAGUGCCUCGAUGUCGGCAAACAGCAAAAUGGAGGGUUUCGAGAUCAGCGGGACUUCUCUCGCUGGCGGACGCGACGCCACAGAGUGGAAGCACGUGCCGACCCAAACGAAGGAAGAACAGACAGCUCGGUUUGCGUCUCGGGAGACAGACCGAGCGCCUUCUCCGUCGGAGGAUUCCCAGAGGUUGUCUGUUUCUUCGCCGCAACCUUCACGUCCUUCGUCUUCUCCCGAGCACGGGAAUCCAAACGCGUCGGAAAUCUGUCCCCCACAAGACACGCCACCCUCGCUUCCUGCCUCGGCGAGCGGCCCCGAGGCACCCAGCGCAGCUGGGUCUCACAGAGAGACUGGACGACUCGAACAGCAGACAGGGGCAGGGACAGAUCUCGCAUCUGAGGGCGCCAAGAGCACUGCACAGGAGACUGCGCUCGAAGCCUCCACGAUUUCGAAAGACGAUCGCCGGCGUUCGUCUGCCUCGUCGUCUUCGUCUUCCCUGGGGUCGUCUGCGAGUUUGGUCAGAGUGUUGAGCUCGAGCAGCUCGAGUUUGGGGCGCAGGGGCGACGAGGGCAGCCUUCUGCGGCUCUUUCAGUCCGAUUACUUUGACGCGUACUUCCACAUGUACUACUUGUUUCACAGGCAGGAACCGGGCGUCCACGAAUACUUGGUGAAUCUGCUGUACGUGAAGCGAACAGACGAAGACAUCAUCUUCUACCUCCCGCAACUCGUCCAGCUCUCGCUGGUCCGCUUCAAAACCUCGUCGCUUCACCGCUUUCUCCUCGACAAAGCGAGCAAAAGCAUGCACCUUGCUCUCAUGGCGUCUUGGCUCUACCAGUCAAUGGUGGAGGACAAAGUAGCAGGUUUGGAAGAGCCGGCGCAGAAGAUGACGCAGGAGGUGGAAAUGGCCGUUGUGAAUUGCAAACCGCUCGGCGCAGGAACACAGCAAAGCGGAUGGGGUCGGAAGGAAGAGAUGGAAGAACAGGGACAUGGCGAUCGAGGAGAGGAGAGAAGACGCAACUCCGAAAAUGAGUUCGCCGUUGAUCUUUUCAAAAGACGACGCAUCGUGCAACUGAUCCGCCAACAUCAGCAUGCGCUCCACGAGUCCCAGAGCGCAAAGGCUUGUUCCUCCGCGCCUUCGUCGCCUCUCCUACCGGGUGCUCUCUCCGCGGCGCCCAGUGAAACUCAGAGGGUGGCGACAGCCAGCUCAAGGGACGAAGGCAGGCCCUCCAGUGCUCUUUCGUCUCCGCAUUCUUCCUCUUUGUCCGAGACGUGUGAGUCUGUCCGUGGUCCGAGUUCGCGCGACGAGCACUCGCCUCCACCGACUGUCGAUUCAGAGGCUGCAGCUACGUCGCGUCUCUCUCAGUCGUCAGAUUCCGCAUCGUCUUUCCCGUCUCCCGAUGCGUCUGCGCGGCGCACGGCAGCUCCCUCGCUGCCUGUCUCGGCCUGUCCUGUGUCGCCUUCCUCAGCCGCGGGGUUUGCCCGCGGGUCUCUGCGGCGGCCCACGCUGUCUUCGGGCGCUCUGCGUCCGCGCAUUCCCGAGAGCCUGCGCCACUUGACGGGUCCGACGACGGUGUCAGGGGCGAAGGUGAAGUUGCCGUCGGUCUACGGGAAGCUGGGGAAUCCCCUCGCUCUCUCCACGCUGCAGCUGCUGCCCUUUUCGAGCACGGGCGCGGUGUCGCGACGCGAGGCGCGAGAGAAGGUGCGCAGCGGGGGGAGGUGUGAAGGCGCAGAGGAAGAGGCAAGUGGCGCAGGGGACAGGAAUCGAGACGCGCCGGCAGGUCGGGAGGCGACGGGACCGAACGGCCGCAGCCUGGAAGAAGCGCAGGGGGACCGGGAAGACGAAGGCGGCGACGGGAGUGCGGACUGGGAAAGCGACGGACGGGAAAUGGAAGAAGAACUCCAGCAGUUUAUUAUGAAACAGCGACGGUGUGACUACUUCAACACGUUGAACCACUUCAUUUCUCUUCUCAUCGAUGUCUCCAACGCCCUGGCUCUCGAACCGGAUCGGUCGCUGCGGCCGGUCCUCUUGAACCUCUUUCUCGAGAGUUUGAACAGCUGGAUUUUGUGUCGACGCCUGUACGUGACGGCGAUGGUCGGGACUUGGACCAUGACCGGAGUGACCAUUCCGUUCCACGAGGCUGGAUUCGACCUGAGCGAGUGGCAGAGCGUCCCUCACCGCCGGCCUUCUCCGCUGCGUUCGCCGCAUGCGUCUCUCUUCCCCGCGGCCGGGAGCGGCUCUAUGGGGAGUCUAGCACCGCAGGGCAGCACGCGGAAAAAGGCCUUCCGGGCGCGGGGAGAAGAAGAACGCGGCCCGCGGGGCCACGCCGGGGCAGGGGCCCCAGGCACGACGCGAGACGAUCAAAUCCACUCGCUGCAGAUUCUCCGCGUCGAUGUGAAGGAGUGCAGGGCGCUCAGUUCAAAGAAACGUGUGCCCUACUUGCUCGUGUUUGAAGUCGCCGAUCUCGACGAGGACCUGACGCAGUUUGAAGACUUCCACUUCGAGGCGGGCGCCGUGGCGGUAAACACGGUUGAUUUCCGCGAAGACGGAAGUCCCUCGAAGUCCAAAAAGGCCCCCGCGGUGUCUCCGUCCGGCCACCGGUCCCCGAGACCGCAGUCCCCCUCCAAUCUCUCCUCUGGCUCUUCGUGUCAGUCGCCUGGGGCGAAGGGAGGGAGAAGGGAGGCAGACGGGAGAGACGAGAGCCGAAGGGGUCGACCCUCCAGAGGAACUGCCACAUACCGCCAAGGCGAACAUGCAGGGACUGGAGGCAAACCCGCUGGUGACGGCGCGCCCGUGCUGGACUGGUCUUCUCUCUAUGUCUAUCAAGCGAUAGUUGAGGAACUCAAGUCCAGCUCUGAGGCGGCUCCGAGCGCCUCUUCUGAACCCCCUUCUUCGUCUCGCGGUUUCUUUGCUGGUUUGGAGUCUUUCUCCUUUUCUUCUUCUUUCUCGUCGUCUUCUCCUGUCGCGUCGUCGCUGGGAGCCUCCUUCGGGCUUCUACAGGCGAGUGGCCUCGGCAGCGCCAGCGCCCCCGGCCGACCCGCCGCGACCGCGGAGACAGGCGACGCACAGAGGGAUGACGAAGGCGCACAAAAGGGAGACGGCGAAGGAAGAUACAGGGUGGAGCCCGAACAGGCCGCGGACACUGCAGAGGGGUCUGCACUCGGGAGGGCGAAGCAAAUGAAGCCAUUAUGGGGAGAACUGUGGGCAGACAAGUGCGAGCGCCUUCGACGCCGGUCGCCGUAUGGACACCUGCGUUCGUGGGACAUCCGGUGUGUCUUGGUAAAGGGUGGAGACGACUUGCGCCAAGAGCUGCUCGCGUCUCAGCUGGUGCGACAGUUCAAGGCGAUCUUCGAUGAGGCGCGUCUCCCCCUGUGGCUCCGGCCCUACGAAAUCCUCGUUACUGGGUCCAACUCAGUUCGUGUUGCGGGUGCUGGCAUGCGGUUGGGCGCAGGCGUGAUGGAGUUCGUCCCUGACACGUGCAGCGUGGACGUUUUGAAGAAGCGGCACAACACGGAUUCGAUUGCUCGGGUCUUCGACGUCCUCUUUGCUGACAAUCCUUUUGAAGCGAAAAAGAACUUUAUUGAGAGUCAUGCGGCGUAUUCCCUUGUCUCCUACUUCCUUCAAGUCAAAGAUCGACACAACGGCAAUCUCCUCCUAGAUGUGGAGGGCCAUCUCAUCCACAUAGACUACGGGUAUCUUCUCUCGAACUCGCCAGGGAAUAUCAACUUCGAGACAUCGCCGUUUAAGCUCACGCAGGAAUACCUGGACGUGAUGGACGGAGAGACGAGUGACAACUACGAGUACUUCCGGACACUCAUCAUCCGCGGUUUUCUUGAAGCCCGCAAGCAUGCAGACCGAAUCAUUCUUCUUGUCGAAAUGAUGCUCUCUGCGACCAAGAUGCCUUGCUUUAGUGGUGGCCCGCAGUACACCCUCGACGCCCUUCGAGAGCGAUUCAUGAUUGGACUACCGGAAGAUACGUGUAUCGAGCGCAUCGUCGACCUCAUCGAGACGUCAGUCAACAAUUUUCGAACCGUCCAGUACGACAAUUUCCAGCGAAUCACCAACGGUAUUCUCUGA